GCACGAACUUCGUGCGAAAGGCUUUCACUGGAAACCCGUGUCCCAAGACUACCAUGCAUUCCCUUCUCCUCUCUCAUCACUCGCAUUCUCCACUCGCCUUCGUUCCUUCCUUCAACGACCGACUCCCGUCGGCGCGGACAGCGAAGAUGGCUUCUCAGCGCCACAGGACUGAUGCUCAAAACACUAACGAAGAUGAACAAAAUUCCAAAAAUACCCCUUUCUUUGACAUCUACGGCCCCGAUGGAAAGGCAGAUGUUGUUUUCAAGACCCCAGCAGCUAAUUCGACAUUGGAUCUACAGGAUGUUCAAGGACUUGUGACUUGGGUCCUUGGUGACGGAUUCAUGCCAUCAUGGGUUUUUAUCAAAAACAAGCCCCUUAUACAGAAAGUCGUUCUGCUUUAUGUUCCAGGCCUUGAUGCUGGGUUGUACAUGUCGCAGUCCAGGCUCCUUACUGGUCUUAAAGAAAGUUGUGGUAAUCCAAGGGCAGUUUUAGCUCUCAGCUGUGUAUCAGAUGGAAUGCAAACAAUAGAUGCACUCUUGACAUGCAAACUGAAAAGAAAGCGGGAGGAGGUUAAUUCAGUUUUUCAGAGGCCUGAUCAAAAAUUGGAAAAUGAUAAGCCAGCUUCUACAGAAAAUAUGAAGGACCCACCAUUUCCAAUUUCAUAUUACACACUUACAGCGAAGGAGCUGGAAGAUAAUGGAUAUUCUUACGCUCAGCCAGGUUUUGUGUCAACUUUUUCUUCCCCUCAAGGAUCUUCACCCUAUGAAAUGCUGGCACUUGAUUGUGAGAUGUGCGUGACAGCUGAAGGGUUGGAACUUACAAGGGUGACACUGGUAGAUGUUGAAGGACAGGUGGUGCUGGAUAAGCUGGUUAAACCAUCCAAUGCUAUUCUUGAUUACAACACUAGGUACAGUGGAAUCACAUGUGAGAUGCUGAAUGGCGUCACAACAACACUUAAAGAUAUUCAGGAAGAGUUUCUAAAGCUUGUUCACAAAGAGACCAUCUUAGUUGGUCACUCUUUGGAGAAUGACCUUUUAGCAUUGAAGAUCUCUCAUGGUCUGGUGAUUGAUACUGCUGUCUUGUACAAGCAUCCUCGUGGUGCGGCUUAUAAGACUGCAUUGCGAGUGCUCUCCAGGAAAUUUCUUACUCGUGAGAUACAGAAUGGAGAUGGACAUGACAGUAUUGAAGAUGCAAGGGCUGCAAUGGACCUGGCGUUGUUGAAGAUCAGACAUGGACCCGAAUUUGGUUCACCUCCUUCCUUCAUGAGGAAGAAACUGGUCUCAAUUUUGAGUGAGAGCGGCAGAACCUGUUCAUUUAUUGAUGAGGUUUCGAUAGUGAGGCGAUAUGCUGCUGGAUCAUGCCAUGCGUUCCCAGUCUCCUCUGAUGAUGAAGCUCUUUCAAAGGCCAGAAAGGAGGUAAAGAAUGACAAAGUAAGCUUCAUUUGGACCCAAUUCUCAGAGUUGCACUCUUAUUUCAAGAAGCAAGCAGAGGACUGUGACAGAUUGAAUGGUCAAGUUGCUGAGAUGAUCUCAUUGCUUACAUGCCGUGAGAAGCGUGCAACAAAGAAAGACAUCAGAUACGGCAUAACCUCUGAAUUAAAAGAGACAUUAAUCCGCAUGGAUUCUAAAAUACAAAGCUUGUACACCGAAUUACCGGCCAAUGCCAUGUUUAUUAUUUGUACCGGUCAUGGAGAUACAGCUAUCGUCCGAAGGAUGGGGCACAUUGAGACAGACAAGAUUUUCUUCAAAUAGGUGUUACUAGAGAUUUAACCAGAAAAUAUGAAAGCCUGUGUUGCUAACAUCGUGAUAAAAAGGUGACCAGGGAACAAAGGAAGCUUUUCUACAGCAAACUUUUGUUGUGAAUGUUGCUCUCAGCUUGAGGGGAGUACUUAGAAACCUGUUAAACUUUUCAUUCUUUUUCAUUGUUUCAGGUGGUAUCUUAACCACAUACAAUCCCUUUGGCAUUUUGUAUGUGAGGAAAUACACCAUGCCUGGUCAAACUUUUGUUUGGCAUGGUAUGGCAAGGCCCAUCCCAUGAUGGACACACCGAUAAACCUCAUUGGGUAGGUCCUGGUACUAUUGCUGGGUAGAAAGAAAGAAAGUCAUCAGAUACACGAUACAUCAUUCCAGAUCAUAAAAAAGCUGGUGUUGUGGAGUUCUUUAUAGUAAACUACGUGGGAUGCCAAUGUGAUUGAUGUUUUCUCAAGCAUAGGUUUGGAUUAGGAAAGCCAUAACUUUGACCUAUCUGACGGAUACUUAAAAUCUGAGAUGAUUGAACUGCCAAUCCUUAUGUCUUCAUUCCGUUUAUUUUCUUUCUAAUACUUUCCAGAUCACAAUCAUAUUACUUCCAGUGCUCGUGCUAUAUGACCUGGUAUUAUUGACUGUUUAAUAAGACGGUGUUGUUCUUUCAAGCCCCUUAAAACGAUGUCUUUCUUUACUCAUGCAUGG
Magnolia sinica is the source of this 2447-nucleotide messenger RNA. Its product is annotated as small RNA degrading nuclease 5. Gene Ontology annotation, cellular component: nucleus. The record is from RefSeq and is a predicted model, not a curated record. The transcript is spliced from 14 exons. Gene Ontology annotation, molecular function: nucleic acid binding; exonuclease activity. Bases 54 to 1751 code for a protein of 565 amino acids. NCBI's taxonomy places the organism in Eukaryota, Viridiplantae, Streptophyta, Magnoliopsida, Magnoliales, Magnoliaceae.